This is a messenger RNA of Rotaria socialis, 699 nucleotides long. The record is from the annotation of a GenBank genome assembly. NCBI's taxonomy places the organism in Eukaryota, Metazoa, Rotifera, Eurotatoria, Philodinida, Philodinidae.
AUGGCUAGCAACAUAAACCAUAAUGGUGACGUGGAUUUGAUUUUAAAAGCAACGGGUGAUCAAUGCAAAAACAUUGAUGCAUUAUAUAAAACACUCAAGCAAGAAGUUGAACACCUUCAACCAGGCGGCCAACAUAUUGGACAAGGUCAGCAUGUAAUAAAUAGUAGUAUUGUUCAAGUUCAAUGUAAGAUUAUUGACAAAUUUAUUGAGUCAGAUAUGCCUGACGUGAGAGAAGAAAUCCAAACACUGAACGAAAACCAUCUUAUAGUUCAGGCUCGUAAAGGCACCAACUUGUUUAGUAAGAAUGGUAUGGACUUUAUCGUAAAUACGACAGCUCACAUUCCAGAUGCGACAUACGUUGACCGCAAUGCUCCAAUUUAUCGAGUUUUCUUUAGUCUUCUUUGUGGACUAGCUGUCAACCACAUGAAACAUCUUAUUACAACAAAAAAUAUAGGUUCUCCAUAUAAAACGAUGCUUCAACAUGUCUGUACGAUGAUGAGCCAGAAUGAAAUCUAUGUGGAUAGGGAUGCACGCGAAUACUGGUUAGAUCACGAAAAGGGUAACAAGCAGGCUUAUCGAAAUGCUUUUGGUGAAGUUCAGCGAAUGCUAGAUCGAUUGGAACAAAAUAUAUCUCAGUGGGUUGGGCAGCUUCGGGAGCUUCGAGAGCGUCGUAACAAUAGGAUCAGUGACAAUUGUUAA